GCCGGAAGUAGCCCGGGUCCCGGGGCGGCGGCGCGGCGGCUGGGCCGCGGAGCCGGCGGCGCUAUGCCGGUCACCGGGAAGAUUUUCCGUCGGCGCCGGGUCGACUCGGAGUCGGAGGAAGAUGAGCAGGACUCAGAGGAGGUUCGAUUAAAACUGGAGGAGACCAGGGAGGUGCAGAACUUGAGGAAGAGGCCCAACGGAGUGAGUGCUGUGGCCCUGCUGGUAGGAGAGAAGGUACAAGAAGAGACCACUCUAGUGGAUGAUCCCUUUCAGAUGAAAACAGGUGGCAUGGUGGAUAUGAAGAAGCUGAAGGAAAGGGGCAAAGAUAAGAUCAGUGAAGAGGAAGACCUUCAUUUGGGGACAUCAUUUUCUGCAGAAACCAACCGCAGGGAUGAAGACGCAGACAUGAUGAAGUACAUUGAGACAGAGCUAAAGAAGAGGAAAGGGAUUAUAGAGCAUGAGGAACAGAAAGUCAAGCCAAAGAAUGCAGAGGACUGUCUUUAUGAGCUUCCAGAGAACAUCCGUGUUUCCUCAGCAAAGAAGACAGAGGAGAUGCUUUCCAACCAGAUGCUGAGCGGCAUCCCUGAGGUGGACCUUGGCAUUGAUGCUAAAAUAAAAAAUAUCAUCUCCACGGAGGAUGCCAAGGCCCGUCUGCUGGCAGAGCAGCAGAACAAGAAGAAAGACAGCGAGACCUCCUUUGUGCCUACCAACAUGGCUGUGAAUUACGUGCAACACAACCGAUUUUAUCAUGAGGAGCUCAACGCCCCCAUACGGAGAAACAAAGAGGAGCCCAAGGCCCGACCCCUGAGAGUAGGCGACACAGAGAAACCAGAGCCUGAGCGGUCCCCUCCUAACCGCAAGCGUCCUGCCAACGAGAAGGCCACCGAUGAUUAUCACUACGAGAAGUUCAAGAAGAUGAACAGGCGCUACUGAGCCACGCAGCAUGGGAUGUAAGUAGCCCUCCUCCCCCUCCCUCGUGUGGAAACGGCCAGACAGGAGCCUGCUCAGUCACCAGCAGACACUUCCAGCACAUACUCUGUUAGUCCUGCCACCGCCUGCUGGGCUUCUCAAGCAUGGACUUGGCAACCUUUGAAACAAAACAAUGCAGAGUUUUCCUGUCUGUGGGCAAACUCCAUUCUUGUGCACAUUAUUAAAUCUUGUUUGUAGAUA
This is a messenger RNA of Carlito syrichta (Philippine tarsier), 1170 nucleotides long. RefSeq names its product chromosome unknown C9orf78 homolog (gene CUNH9orf78). The transcript has 9 exons. Gene Ontology annotation, cellular component: spliceosomal complex. The record is from RefSeq and is a predicted model, not a curated record. Lineage: Eukaryota; Metazoa; Chordata; Mammalia; Primates; Tarsiidae. The coding region runs from base 64 to 933 and encodes 289 amino acids. Gene Ontology annotation, biological process: mRNA splicing, via spliceosome.